Molecule: messenger RNA, 1953 nt
Organism: Pseudoliparis swirei
Lineage: Eukaryota; Metazoa; Chordata; Actinopteri; Perciformes; Liparidae
Gene: med1l
Exons: 17
Coding region: 95-1849 (584 amino acids)
Biological process (GO): regulation of transcription by RNA polymerase II; cellular response to thyroid hormone stimulus
Cellular component (GO): mediator complex
Molecular function (GO): nuclear thyroid hormone receptor binding; transcription coregulator activity; nuclear vitamin D receptor binding
Source: RefSeq, a predicted model, not a curated record
CGUAAAUUAAAUUAAAUAAAUAAAUUAAAAGAGAGCGAACGUGACGUUACAAGCGCAGCAUCCGUGCUAAUAAUAUCACCUACCGGCUUUAGUCAUGGAGUCCAUCAUCUCCAAGCUGCACUUAAAAUUUGCAGAGAAAACGUGGAAUGAAACCUUUCAGCUCGUCCGAAGAUGCAUGGACAAACCCAAAGAUAAAUCCAAACCCUGUAUGCCGCUGGUUCGAUCACUGGAAAGGCUCCAGGAAGUGGUUCAUGUGUCCUCUAUGAGCACCAUGAGGUCCCGUCUGGAAGUGAUUGCCAAACAACAAGGAAUGGGCUUUCACGUCACCGAGGCCACGUGCUACCUGACAGGCGAUCUGUUCUACCUGGAGGUGGUGCUGCUGCCGUGCGGCGGGGCGGAGGAGGUGAAGGUGGCUCCUCACGGAGGUGCCCCCGCGCCCAGCGAGUCCUUCCUCCGGCUGCUGAGGGCCAAAUUGUUUGUCGAGUUCUCCGUGAAGUUGGCCGACCUCUUCGCCCAGUACCACAUCCCCGGGGACAUUGAAAUGCAACUGAAAUUGUUUGCAUCUCUGCAAUUUCUCGGGAAAGACUUGCAGCAAAUAUCACAACUGCCGAGCGUGCCAACGGACUCGGACCCCCGAGUGGACUUGAUUAACAAUGGCAGAAUGGGGUAUCUGAUCCCUGGAAAAGAAGAUUGCCCCCUGACGAUCCAGUUCUAUACCACUCCCACUGAUGAGAUGAAGACCUCAGACAUACACAUGGCCGCUACAGAGGCGCUCGUCCAGGCCGCCCAGGUGGCCGUCAGCGUCAGCGAAGUGACUCGCGAGCUUCAGAUGGCCUCUGUGCUCCAACAGCCUCCACAGCUGGAUCCCCACGGUCGCCCCGUGUUCCUGCCGCCGAGCGAGGCGCCGCACGAGACGCUUCCCGCCUGCUUCCUCCUCAAACUGCAGCCGGCGAUGCCGAUGACGUCGUCUUUUCUGAGCAAGCUGAGUCCAAUUACAGAUGUGGCCAUACCAGAUGUUGACCUGCAGUGGGCACCCUUACCCAAGCUUCUGAUGGGACGUUCACCGAGUUCAAACGGCACUGGAGAGCCACGAGAUGAGCAGGAUAACAUUUUUACAGUGCCUCUUCCCGGUGGUGUGAUGCACCGUUAUGUCCUCGCCGGAGCUGCAUGGGAGGGGCCCGCCCAGAGAGCCACGGUGGUGGACAGCAUCCCCUUCACCCACCCGGCCCACGUGCCGGCCCUACUGGCGCUGCUCCGGCACCAGUGUGCCAUCAACGCACUGCUGAGCAGCUGCAUCGCCUCUCCGUGCGACGGAGCAGGUUUGGUUUGCGACCUGCACUUGGAAGUCCUUCCGGAGUCCGAGACCAGCUUCUCCGUGACCUUCCCCCGACCCGGCACGGACUCGCUCGCUGUUUUGCUGGUGAACGUCCGCGAUUCUAACCGGAUCACCUGCACUUUGUUCGGAUCAGACACCGGGGGUGCCUCCACGGAGGAAUACCUUUCCACUGUCAUGCAGAGGUCCAUGUCCGUCCCCGUGGCCUUGAAGGAGCUCCACGGCAAGCUGGAGGAGAUGCCCGUCUCGGCUCCGCCUUCACCCGGCCGCCCGGCCGCCGCGGAGGCCGAGAGCGACCACACGGCUCCCUCGUCUCCCUCGGUCACCACCGUGACCGACGGCGACGGCGCGACGCCGACGACGGCGUUCUCCCAGAGUGCCGCUGCGCCAGAGGACGGCGUAGCUGUAACCGCGCCCGCAUCCAAAUCGGAGCUCCCUCCCGAAAUACACCCCAGUCCCGCUGUCGACCCCGACCCGCCGGCCCCCGUGGAUGUUUUCACACCGGAGGACCAAUAGCGGCCAACCGCCGGCGCCAAAAAACUGUACGUGUUGACACGCCGCGGCGAGAUUUAAGCCUCUUUUUCUUUUUCUUAAUAAAUGUUUCGGUUCUUUCACGCAUG